ACCAUGCAUAGAAUCUGCCGUCAUUCCGAGCAGCCAAGGAAAGGGUAGGUCACCGUGCAGUACAAAAUGCUCUACCCCCUGUGUGCAAUCUCUCUGCUAUCUUCACCAUCGAAGGGAUCAUAUCGUUUCCUCACACUUGUAACUGAGAGCUACUCAAACUCGGCAACAUGAACGUUGAAGAAAAGAACCAGCCUUUCGCGGCUCUUGACGGCCGCAAGUCCUUCAGUAUCUCUGGCGAGCAGAUAGUCACCUCUCUGUCCGAGGCAGAUGAAGCCUUAGCUUUCUUAGAGAACCAUCCCAGAGCUGCAGAGAUUGCACAAGAAGGCGCCGCCAUUCUUGAAGAUGACAAGCAGCGGCGACGCCUUGUUCGGAAGAUCGAUCUCGCCAUAGCACCCCUCCUCGCUGCCGUCUACUUCUUGCAAUAUCUCGAUAAGACCACUCUCAGCUACACCGCCGUCAUGGGCCUGCGAACAGACGCCAAGCUCCACGGUCAACAGUACUCGGAUCUUGGUAUGCUUUUCUACAUUGGCUUCCUCGCGACGGAAUUCCCAACGCAGUACAUCGCCCAGCGUCUAGGCAGACUGUCUCUGUAUCUGGGAGGCAACAUCGUCUGCUGGGGCAUCGUACUGGCUUGUCACGCCGCCUGCAACGACUUCGCUGGCCUCGCCAUCUGCAGGACUUUGCUGGGCAUGUUCGAAGCGUGCGUUGCACCAAUUCUGGUCAUCAUUAUCGCGAUGUGGUACAAGAAAUCAGAGCAAGGCCGUCGAGUCAGCUGGUUCUACGUCUGCAACAGUAUCACGCAGAUUGUUGGUGGCGCUGUCGCGUAUGGUGCUUCGUUCGCAAAGGGUAGCUUUGCAUCCUGGAGGAUCUUCUAUCUCUGCAUAGGUGCCUUGACUGUGGUAAUGGGCGUGCUUGUGGCUUUAUUUCUGCCGGAUAGCCCGGUCAAGGCUCGACGCUUCACGGAUGCAGAGAAGGUGGCUGUGCUUAUGAGAGUGAAGGACAACCAGUCUGGAACGCAAAACGCUCAUCUCAAGCGCUCGCAAAUCUUCGAGACCUUCAAGGAUGCCCGUGUUUGGCUCAUCUGCCUUAGCACCUUGCUCUCUUCGAUCCCGAACGGAGGUAUCUCCAACUUCAGCAGCAUCCUCCUGACGACUUUCGGUUACACGUCGCGGGAGGCUCUUAUUAUGAGCAUGCCUGCGGGAGCGAUCGGCAUCAUCUUCGUCCUGUUCUCAGGCUGGCUGAGUGACAAGCUGAACGACCGCAGCGUCGUCAUGUUCGUCUGCAUCAUUCCUACCAUUCUCGCCGGAGCGUUGAUGAUUGGCUUUGAUCCUACCGGUACUCCGCUAAACAAAGGUGCCCUCCUCGCCGCCAGCUUCUUGAGCGGUACGUUCGGCGCCGCCUUCAUGCUGCUUCUAGCAUGGAAUGCGUCGAACAUUGCUGGUCAUACGAAGAAGGUGACCACGAACGCACUCACGCUGGUCUCGUUCGCUUUAGGUAAGUACCACUCCGGCUAUCUCCCAUGUAUUGCUCUUCACUAAACGGUCAACCUAGGCAACAUCCUCGGCACUCAAACCUUCCAGACAAAGCAAGCUCCAGGAUACAUCGGGGGGAAAAUCAGCAUCUGCGCUACCCUUGGCGCUUUGUGCUUUGUCAUCGUGGGUCUGCGGUUCAUGAACGAUCGACUGAACAGGAUCAACCAGGAGAAGCUGGCGGGUAUGAGCGAGGAGGAGAAGGAAGCUAUGCGAGAGAAGAUGGCCUUCGCAGAUCG
Molecule: messenger RNA, 1768 nt
Organism: Baudoinia panamericana UAMH 10762
Lineage: Eukaryota; Fungi; Ascomycota; Dothideomycetes; Mycosphaerellales; Teratosphaeriaceae
Exons: 1
Coding region: 168-1538 (456 amino acids)
Biological process (GO): transmembrane transport
Cellular component (GO): membrane
Molecular function (GO): transmembrane transporter activity
Source: RefSeq, a predicted model, not a curated record